AUGGCUACACGCCGUGAAUCCGAUGCCGAGGCUAUCCUCGAGCAGGCCUCCCACGAUGAGCAGACGCCUCUGAUCACACGCGACUCCGACUCAACGGAGCUGCCCACGGCUCCUGUCCCAUUGUCGUUCAGACGAGGCUUGACAAUUCUCCUUACCAUGGGGGCAUUGAUAUUCAUCCAGGCCAUCAACAUGUCGAUGAUGACAACGGCUCAGUCUCAGAUCGCUACCGAUCUAGAUGCCUUUGACGAUACUACUUGGUUCAAUUCGGCGUUCAUGAUCGCCGCGUCGUGUACAACGCCUAUAGCAGGGCGACUGGCUCAGAUAUUCACGCCUCGCGUCUACGUUCUCUUUUCCUGCAUUCUGUUAGCAAUUGGCCUAUUAAUCACGGCUGUAUCUCCGAGCCUAUCCGUCUUCCUUCUGGGUCGGGCUUUUAGCGGCACCGGCGCCGGUGGAUUAAUGGUCACUGGAAUUAUUCUGACUCUGGAUCUCGUACAUAAAAACCGAAGAGGCAUAUUCAUCGGUAUAGUCAAUUUCGGAAUGACCUUUGGGGUCUCUUUGGGGGCAGUUCUGGCUGGUCUAGUAGUCCCAGUACUUGGAUGGCGAAUCAUCUUCUGGGUCCAGGCUGCUGCCACUUUGGUGCUUGGGCCGACGUUGUUUUUUGCUAUCCCUUCGCAUUCACAUCACGGCCCGGGAACCACAAAAACAGCUUCUUUGCUUCAAAAGCUGAAGAACGUAGAUUAUGCCGGUGCAUUGACCUUGGCACUCUCUAUCCUCCUCUUGCUAUUUAGUCUUGCUUCCCCAAAAAUACCGAUCUUGCCCAUCGGUCUCUCUCUCGUCUUGUUUGCUGUAUUUUGGAUUAUCGAGUCCAAGUUCACCGCUGAACCCAUAGUCCCAACCGAAGUACUCAAAGCAAGAAGUGUCAUGUUCACUUGCCUGGCCGCACUGGCUGCGAUGACUGCCCGCUGGGCAGUCCUGUUCUACUCGCCCGUAUACGCAAUGGCCGUUCGGGGCUGGUCUCCAGCCUCAGCAGGGCUGAUUUUAACGCCGACCAAUGCCGGCUUCGGCGUCGGAGGCCUAUUAGUUGGUUGGCUCCAUAUUCGUCACGGAGAGGGUUACUACUGGUCAAAUAUCAUUGUAUAUCUUCUCUUUGCGUUCUCAAACCUCGUACUCGUCGGGCUUUCCACGCAAACUUCACACACUGCCGUCUACGUCACGGCUAUGUUCGUAAAUGGGUUCGCCAUCGGUGCAUCUAUGAACUAUACCUUUGCCCACAUCCUAUAUCUCACUAAAACUGAGGUACAUUAUAUUGUGACCGCCCUUGUCGGUAUGUCUCGUGGCUUCGCUGGCAGUUUUGGAUCAGCUAUGGGUGGUGGCUUUUUCCAGCGUGAACUUAAGGCGGGCUUGGAAGAUGGAUUCGCUCGACAUGGUUUAUCUGGAAAAGAGGGACUCGUCCGCAAACUUCUCGGCAGCCCUGCACUAGUGAGGUCUUUGACAGGUGUUGAGAGGGAGGUUGCCACGCAGAGUUACGAGCAUGCCAUCCAAAUGCUUCUCCUUGGUGGCUUCGUAAUCAUGGUUGUUGCGUCACUUGUUCAAGCUGGAACAGGCUGGACACCACCGCCUGAGGAGCCUGCUGCCGAGAAUGUUGAGAAUUCGCGUGGGGGGGACUAG
Messenger RNA from Aspergillus puulaauensis, 1668 nucleotides. RefSeq names its product putative MFS multidrug transporter. Bases 1 to 1668 code for a protein of 555 amino acids. Gene Ontology annotation, molecular function: basic amino acid transmembrane transporter activity. Gene Ontology annotation, cellular component: fungal-type vacuole membrane. Lineage: Eukaryota; Fungi; Ascomycota; Eurotiomycetes; Eurotiales; Aspergillaceae. The record is from RefSeq and is a predicted model, not a curated record. The transcript has 6 exons. Gene Ontology annotation, biological process: basic amino acid transport; transmembrane transport.